This is a messenger RNA of Salvelinus sp. IW2-2015, 474 nucleotides long. NCBI's taxonomy places the organism in Eukaryota, Metazoa, Chordata, Actinopteri, Salmoniformes, Salmonidae. The record is from RefSeq and is a predicted model, not a curated record.
AAUUACUUGGAUUUGAGUGUCUGUGCAUGUUUCCGAUCCUGUCCCAUCCAGGAGUUCCACCUGCUGUACGAGGAGGCUCGGUACUACCAGCUGUCCCCCAUGAUUAAGGAGCUGGAGCGUUGGAAGCAGGAGMGGGAGCAGCGCAGGAYGGCCCAGCCCUGUGACUGCCUGGUGGUGCGGGUGACGCCUGACCUAGGUGAGAGGAUCGCCCUUAGCGGGGAGAAGGUGCUCAUCGAGGAGAUCUUCCCCGAGACUGGAGACGUCAUGUGCAACUCGGUGAACGCCGGCUGGAACCAGGACCCCACGCACGUCAUCCGCUUCCCCCUCAAUGGUUACUGCAGGCUCAACUCUGUCCAGCCAUACAGAUCAACACAUAGAGGAGCCUCACCCAGCGCCCAGCAUGCCCCACACUACCCCCAACACGCCAGGCAGGCGUUCUGCUCUGACACCUCCACCGCCCUCCUGCCAAUGUGA